AUGAGCUUCCCCUUCGACUGCGAGUCUCCGUUCCUGUUUGCCGUCUACCACUUGGACCGCUACCCUCCCGGCAAACCGGACAUGACGCCAAAUGCAUCCCUGAAGGGACACCGGAUGGGUGCGGACUUCGGGCACCCCUCCGGUUGGAACAUGUACCACGGGGAGGAGAUCCCCGGCUUCCCGAAGCACCCGCACCGCGGCUUCGAGACCAUCACGGUGACCAGACGUGGUUGGGUGGACCACACCGACUCUUUGGGCAAUGCUGGGCGCUUUGGUGGGGGGGACGUCCAGUGGAUGACUGCUGGCGCUGGCAUCAGCCAUGCCGAGAUGUUCCCCUUGCUCAACCAGGAGUCAGAAAAUGUGCUGGAGCUCUUUCAGAUCUGGAUCAAUCUGCCCAAGCGCAGCAAGAUGGUGGAACCUAGCUUUAAGAUGCUCUGGGCAGAGGAUCUAGCAACAGUCCACCUGGCCGACGGAACAGAAAUCGCCUUGAUCGCAGGCUCCCUACCAGGGUUCGGCUCGCCGCCGGCCCCGCCACCGAAUUCCUAUGCGUCGGAUCCUGCAUCAGAUGUUAUGGUCCUAACGCUCAAGAUCCCAGCCAAAGGAUCUUGGACGCUCCCAGCCUAUGCGGGAGCCGGAGUGUCAGGGCUGAACAGGAAUGCAUACAUUCACACCGGAACGAAAAGCAAAAUCGGUGGGCAGGUCAUCCAUGGCCAAAAGCGUCUGAAGCUGCGCCCAGAUGCAGACACCGAGAUCGCUGCCGAGGACGGGCCAAUUGAAGUCCUCGUUCUGCAAGGCCGCGACAUCGGGGAGCCUGUUGUUCAGCAUGGGCCCUUCGUCGGCAACAGCCGCGAGGACAUCUCCAAGGCUUUCCGAGACUACCAAUCGACGGAAUUUGGAGGCUGGCCAUGGAAGUCAAGCCAGGCCGCCGAGGAAGCCGAGGCCAAGCUGGCUGCCAUGGCAGCGGAGCUGCAGAGGCAGCAGGACCGGCUCAGCGUGACUCGAGAGCCGGUGAAGGAGGCUUUCGCCCUCACAAGUUCGGAGGAGCCAGGGCCAGGAAGGUCUUCGGAUGGCGUCUGGCAGCGGCUGCUCCAAGAAUCUUUGCGUGCAGAACAGGCUGAGCUUCGGCUCCUGGAAGCCUCCACUGACGGAGUCGAAGCUCGAAAACGGGGCCUCCAAGACUCUCUGAAGGUGGCGCUCUCCAAGCUGGAGGAUCUGAAGCGACAGCUCGAGGGCGAGCGCAUCGCCAAAGCGGAAGCGCAGAAGAUGUGGGCAGAUGCACAGCGCGAGGAGCAGUCGCGCGUCCUGCGGAAACUGCGGAGCCACGUUCAGGCCUUGCGGUGCUGGAACUCCCAGGUGCGUCUGAGGCUGCUGAAGCUGGCGAAACGGUGCGACAAAUCCGACAAAUGCAGCGACAGCCUCCGAGCCAGAGCCGGAGCCGAGUUGGAGGGGCCGGGGCCGGGGCACCUCCGCCGGAUCUCCGGGGCCACCGGGGUCGCAGCCUCUUCCACGGAGACGAAGAGGACGCUGGAGCCCGAGAAGGCGGCCUUCGAUCUGAACUGCUGGCAUCAGGCCUUGCGCGGGCUGAGACAGGCCCUGCAGCAGGCCGCGGCCUCGCAAGCCGUGGAGGACAAGGUGGAGAAGGCUUUGGAGGUUUCCCUUUGGGAGGCCGAGAAGACGUGGGAGGAGGUGCUGUCACUCGUCCAGAGAGCUCGAACCCCUGCCGCGGUAGCGACAGCAGAGGGCCUGUCGGACGCAGCGAGCGUCGACGAAAUUGCGAGAGCCUCGGUGGAGGCGGAGAAGACGGCGGCGGUGCGCGCUGCCCAGGAGACUUUUCGAGAGGGACUCGGGGAGCACGCUGGUCAAGGCAGUGCGGAGCCCGUAGAGCCCUUUGAGCUCGAGAGGGAGCUGCUUUUGGAGGAGGCUCGAGAGGAGGAGGCUCGAGAGGAAGAUCGGCACCGCGAGCUGGAGCUGGCUCUGCUGGUGGCCCGACGUGAAGAUGAGGAGCUCGAGGCGCAGGCUGCCAAGCAAGCUGCAGAGAAAGCGGCCGAGGCGGUCAUGACCUGGCGCAGUCAGGACAUCCGCGAGCUCUGCCGCAAGAUUUGCCAAGAGAUGAGCCAGUCAUUGCUCCUGCAGUUGCAGAACCUCUGUGAGAGUGCUGCCGACCAUCCCGACAUCUUUCAGAAGCAGAUGGAGGAGAUCCGGGAGCUCAAGCAGGCCCACUCAGCAAUCUCUGCCGCGCAGGCGCAAGCUCUGGGUAGUGCCGAUCUCUUGGAGGCGGAGCUGCAGGCUGCUUGGGUGGGAACAGUGGCAGCCAUCGAGGAAGUUCAGGCCUCCAACAAGGAGCUGGCGAUGGAGCGGGACCGCUGUCGCCUCGCUCUCGAUGCUCUGCGGGCACGAACGGACGCUGUUGAGGAGGCGGCUGCCUCUCUUUGGGCGCUGCAGGGCGAGGCCUCACUGAGCGUACCAGGUGGCCGAUGGCACGACAGGUUUCGCAGCAUCAGCGAGUGGUACUCCGCCGCAAGUGAUGCGCUUCACUCCUGUAUGCUCUGA
Molecule: messenger RNA, 2550 nt
Organism: Symbiodinium sp. CCMP2456
Lineage: Eukaryota; Dinophyceae; Suessiales; Symbiodiniaceae
Source: the annotation of a GenBank genome assembly